AUGGCUGUGAAGAAGCAGAAAAAGUCAACAGAAAAUAUCAAUGCAAGACUUGCAAUGGUAAUGAAAAGUGGAAAGUACUGUUUAGGAUAUAAGCAAACACUAAAAACAUUGCGGGCUGGUAAAGCCAAAUUGGUUAUUAUCGCUAAUAAUACCCCACCUCUCAGGAAAAGUGAAAUUGAAUAUUACGCGAUGUUAGCGAAGACAGGUGUUCAUCAUUACAACGGUAACAAUAUUGAAUUGGGCACGGCAUGUGGGAAAUUGUUUCGCGUUUGCACAUUAUCAAUUACGGAUGCUGGAGAUUCAGAUAUUAUUCGAAGUAUGCCAUCUGAAAAUGCAUAA
Messenger RNA from Brugia pahangi, 339 nucleotides. Lineage: Eukaryota; Metazoa; Nematoda; Chromadorea; Rhabditida; Onchocercidae. The record is from the annotation of a GenBank genome assembly.